GCAGCACGUGUGGCUCAGUUGGAGUUGCAGACUGUAACCGUAGAUUGAGGAUGCAGAAGUAGUGAACUAAAGAGUUGAGUGAUUGAGUGCAAAAGAAGCUUAAUUUGAAUGGAAUUUAGCAUUGGUUGUUCACCAUCUUCAACCUUUUCCCUGCAACGUUCGCUUCUUCCUCCAUUAAAAACCGUAACCACUUUCACACGUGACUGGGGGAGAAGGAGAAGUACUUGCAUACAAAGUUUUUCGGUAUCUUAUCACAAGUUUGUUGAGUUUGCUUUGGAUGAAACCAGACGCCACUCUCACUUGAACUCUUCACCUUUGCAGGAAAAGUUCAGUUCCAUGAAUUCUAAGGAUGGUAAAGGAAUGCUUAGUAUGCUAUCAUUUGAAGCUACCAAAAUUAGGCUUUUACGAAGUUUGAUCAUUGAGACAGAAACAAUGCAGGUUUUUGAUUUUACUGUCUUUCCUGAAGCAGAAUAUGAUGUCCCCAUAUUUUGUGCCAACUUUUUCACCUCUGCUAAAACAAACAUUGUCGUAUUGGACCUUAACCCCUUGCAUGAUAUCAUCAAUCGGCAUGAGUACAAGGAUAAGUACUUUAAAAGCUUAAUUCCUCUUGGCCUUAAAUAUACACAGCUUUUUCCAUGGGGAGGGAAGCUCACAAGUGAGUCUAUAAAUUUUUUUUCACCAAUUGUCAUCUGGACAAAGUUUACCUCAAACCCGCAAAAAUACGAUAUUCUGUAUUCUGCAUUUAGGGAUUAUUACAAGGUAUGGUUGGAAUUGAUAUGCAAAUCAGUUAAAGAGACAGAUAAAUCUCAGGUUGUACUCAAUCUCGAAGCACAACACAGAUAUUUGACAUGGAGAGUUGAAAAGGAUCCAGGACAAGGUGUGUUGAAGAAGUUGAUUGGGGAUACACUUGCCAAGGAUUUGUUGAGAAAAUUUCUCUUUAAUGGAGUUGAUGAACUAGGAAGCAAAACAUUCUAUGAUUAUUUUCCACACUACUGCACUCAAGAGGGGAUGUUAAAUAAAAAAGGCAAUAUUGUUGGGAAGUCCUUCGAAAAUCGCCCAUGGAAUGCUAGAGGAGAAUUUAUUGGUAAUUGGUUUUUGAAUUGGGUUUUAUUUAUCUAAUUUUUGUUUCCUUUGCAGCUGUGUUUCAUGUCUUUUGCUAGCCUGAGCCUCUCUUAUCAUCAUUGUUCUGUGAUCAAUUGGAUUGUUUCCCUUAACGGUGUCUUUUAUUUCCUGGUACAAAGAUUGGUUCUGUAUAUUUAUAUGUGGCAUUUUGCGUGUAUAUGUACGUUACUGGUCACUUGAAGGUACAAUCUGACAGUGAGAUUUUAGGUGCAAGAGAAAUUAAUUGAAGAAAUCAUUUGAGCUUAAUUUCCAUUAUUACGAUCAAGCAUGAGAUGAUUUCAACAGUGAAAUAGGCUUAGUUUAGUGGGCUAGCAAAUAGUGCACAAGAUAGCACUCACAAGAAAUAUUACAUUAAGAUCAAACAACCUUCUUCUGAAUUAACAUAGUAACUAGGGUGUUUAAUUUUUUAUUUAUUUAUUAUGCUAGUUGAUAAUUUUUAUAAUAUUUACAGAAAAACUUAUUAGAAUAAGUUUUUUUAAUUUAUUUCAGUAAUUCAGUUAAUUUUAUGAAUAAAAUGUUAUUUGAUUGGAUUGAAAUAACUACUCAGUGAAAUUGUUAUCUUGGUUUAUAGUAGUUUUUAAGAAUCCAUGUGUUUUUAUUGACUGUUGGAAUGUUUUAGGUGAAUGAUUGUCAGCAUGUAAAAGGCAACACUUUUUAGACAUUGCUUUAAAUUUUGAAUCGUUCAGCAAGCAUUGAAGAGACUGCAAUUGUUGUAGAGAAUUAUGCCAUUAGAUGUUUGUAAUAUAAGUGCUACUGUACUGUGUUAUGUCCACUAAUUUUUGUAUGGCAAAAAAAUUCUUUAACAAAUCUCAGGCUCCUAUGGCUGUACUUGUGUUAUUGUAACAUUUAUAUUGUAAGAUUACAAUCAGCUGUGUACAAUUAGCUUUAGAUCAAUCAAGUCUUCUAAAUUAAAUUU
Molecule: messenger RNA, 2038 nt
Organism: Vigna angularis (adzuki bean)
Lineage: Eukaryota; Viridiplantae; Streptophyta; Magnoliopsida; Fabales; Fabaceae
Product: phytochromobilin:ferredoxin oxidoreductase, chloroplastic
Exons: 8
Coding region: 109-1119 (336 amino acids)
Biological process (GO): phytochromobilin biosynthetic process
Molecular function (GO): phytochromobilin:ferredoxin oxidoreductase activity; cobalt ion binding
Source: RefSeq, a predicted model, not a curated record